UAUCUCGACAAUGGCGAGAGAACGAGGGAAGGAUGAUAUCGCAUACGCAAUCAUCCCUUUCAAAUUGAUUACAUGGCCUAUAGGCGUAUGGCCACUUCAAGUUUAUGAUAUUUAUUCGCUAUUGCGUUGUGUCUUAAGCACUUGUUGUGUGAGUCUAGUUGUGAUCUUACCCUCUAUGGAGCUAUACAUGGGCUGUACUGACGUAGGGCAGAAGAUAGACUGUCUAAUGUUAAUCUGUUGCGGAAUUCUCGGUGUGCUGAAGAUGACAUGGUUCCGUGUUUAUCCAAAUAGUUUAAUUAUCAAUUACAAUUCUGCUCUGAACGAUUAUCUAACCAUUGAGAACACAAAGGAGCGCGAUAUUAUGAGAAGACAUGCUUUUAUAGGAAGGAUUCUUUGCUUUUCCUUAUUAGCUGGUGCUUACAUUGGUGGUCUAGCAUAUGCAAUAAUUCCUUUUGUAAAUUAUGCCAAAGGAAAUCAAAUUAAUAUAACAAAUGAAGAUGUGAUACUAGAAUACGCUUUACCAUCAAGAUGCGCCCUGGAAUAUUUUAAUUUUCCAAUAAGCAUGUAUAAAAUCUCCUGUCUGAUCCAAAUGAUUGUACUAAUACUAGCGCCUACAACUAAUUUUGAUAAUAGUAACGACGCAUUGUUCCUCAACAUUAUAUUGCAUGUUUGUGGUCAAGUAAACAUUCUGAGGAACCGUUUCAUCAAAUUUGAUGUCACAAGUUCGCGAAUCGACAAUCGAUUCAACGAGCUAAUUCAAAGACAUCGUCAUGUUAUAAUGCUGGCCAGGGAACUUGCCGAUCUGAUCAGUUUUGUAUUACUAAUAGAACUAUUUAUUAUCAGUAUAUUAUUAUGUAUAAUGGGAUUUCAGCUUAUAUUUGCAUUAAAAGUCCAUGAUACUGUUAUGAUAUCAAGAAGUUCAUUUAUAUUAAGUGUCUUUUUGAUACAAUUAACAUUGUACAGUUUUAUUGGAAAUUAUCUAAAAUCUGAAAUGGAAGAGAUAGGGCACUCUAUUUAUCAAAGUGUUUGGUACAAUUUUCCUAGAAAGUUAAUAAAAAGUGUAAUCUUUGUUCUUAUGCAAACACAAUCUCCAGUCGCGUUACAAGCUGGAAAUUUCAUCGUAAUCAAUCUGUCAACUUAUGUGACCAUCUUAAAAACCUCUUUUUCAUAUUUGUCUCUGCUGCGUAUUAUGCUUGGAGUGUGAAAUGUAAAGUGCGAAUAAAAAAAAAUUUGUGC
Camponotus floridanus (Florida carpenter ant) is the source of this 1236-nucleotide messenger RNA. Its product is annotated as odorant receptor 13a-like. The transcript has 4 exons. Gene Ontology annotation, cellular component: plasma membrane. The record is from RefSeq and is a predicted model, not a curated record. Lineage: Eukaryota; Metazoa; Arthropoda; Insecta; Hymenoptera; Formicidae. Bases 11 to 1204 code for a protein of 397 amino acids. Gene Ontology annotation, biological process: sensory perception of smell; detection of chemical stimulus involved in sensory perception of smell. Gene Ontology annotation, molecular function: odorant binding; olfactory receptor activity.